Fomitiporia mediterranea MF3/22 is the source of this 1047-nucleotide messenger RNA. Its product is annotated as D-lactaldehyde dehydrogenase. Lineage: Eukaryota; Fungi; Basidiomycota; Agaricomycetes; Hymenochaetales; Hymenochaetaceae. The transcript has 5 exons. Bases 1 to 1041 code for a protein of 346 amino acids. The record is from RefSeq and is a predicted model, not a curated record. Gene Ontology annotation, molecular function: oxidoreductase activity, acting on the CH-OH group of donors, NAD or NADP as acceptor.
AUGCCAGCGAUUGCAAGUCCUGCAAAGGUACUCGUCUCCGGCGCGAACGGCUUCAUCGCCGCCUGGGUUGUCCGUACGCUAUUGGACCACGGGUACUCCGUGCGUGGUGCGGUGCGCUCAGCAAGCAAGACGACACACAUGCAUAAAGUCUUCAAGGACGAAGUAGACAAUGGUAGACUGGAGUUCAUCGUCGUUCCCGAUAUCACGGCGCCUGGUGCAUUUGACGAGGCAGUGAAGGGAGUUGAUGCUAUUGAACAUACUGCUUCCCCUUUCCGUUAUAACUCGAGUGACCCUGCAGAUUACAUUGAUCCAGCUGUGAAAGGAACCGUUGGCAUCUUAGAAUCUGCGAUGAAACAUGCGGGGCCACAGCUGAAGCGUGUAGUUGUUACGUCUUCGGUCGCAGCAGUUCAUAAUCCAGAUGCAGAAGGGUUGCAGGAUGAGAGUAACUGGAACGAAGGGAGUAUUGCAAACGUCCGUGAGAAAGGGAAAGAUGCGUCCCUAGUAGACAUGUAUUGCGCAUCUAAGUCGCUUGCAGAAAAGGCGGCGUUCGAUUUCGUUGCCAGAAAUUCGGUCGCCAUUACAUGGGAUCUUGCUACAAUUUGCCCUCCAUUCGUUUUCGGUCCAAACUUGAAUGAAGUCCACUCUCCUUCGGAUCUCGGGACGAGUCAAGCGGUCUUCUACGAAGCUCUCCUUUCAAAGGCCAAGACUCUGGACGAGCUGGCUGAUUUCUGGGCCGGCUGGGUCGAUGUUCGUGAUGUUGCACUCGGUCAUGUUCGUGCGCUAGAAGUUCCAGAGGCAGGAAGUCAGCGAUUCAUCAUGACUAGUGGCAGCUUCGUGUGGCAAGAUUGGCUCGACGCUGCGAAUGCUCUGGAUAUGCAAGGACUCGAUGUCCCCAAAGGAAAGCCUGGUUCGGGGAAGACCUUCAAGUACAAGUUCACAUUCGAUUCCACGAAGGCUCGCAAUGUUCUUGGAAUCCAGUUCCGUGAUAAGCUGACGACGGCUAGGGAUACGAUUGAAGAUUUCAGAUCGCGUGGUUGGUAAAAUUUU